Oppiella nova is the source of this 429-nucleotide messenger RNA. The record is from the annotation of a GenBank genome assembly. NCBI's taxonomy places the organism in Eukaryota, Metazoa, Arthropoda, Arachnida, Sarcoptiformes, Oppiidae.
AUGUCCGAAGAAGUGAAGUAUAUAUUGAAUGAUAAUAACAUACUGUUUGUGACAUUUGAUGAUAUGGUGUAUGGAUUGGGAUCUAAUUGGUCGGGUCAGCUCGGGUUAGGACACGACACACCCAUUCAUACACCACAACGAGUGCCACAAUUAUGCCAUCAAAAUAUUCAUCAAUUUUUCAAUGGAGAAGACUUUGUAUUGGCUGUCAAUACGGAUAAUAAUGUGAUAUUCAGUUUUGGUCGCAAUAAUGAGGGACAAUUGGGACGGCAUGUGGAUAUGGAAACUCACGAUAAGCUGAAUUAUUCAAUAUCAUUUGAAAAGUCAUUUGAUGUAAUAAAUAAGCUUGGUGAGGGUGGUUAUGGAUUGGUUUGACAGAAAAAGAGAAACAAAAUGUUUUGAAUGAAGCCAAAAGUCUUGUGAAACUUCGGU